This is a messenger RNA of Notechis scutatus (mainland tiger snake), 3586 nucleotides long. The record is from RefSeq and is a predicted model, not a curated record. NCBI's taxonomy places the organism in Eukaryota, Metazoa, Chordata, Lepidosauria, Squamata, Elapidae.
GCGGAGUUUGGUUGAGUCAGGCGAUGCUUCGGUGCCUUUAACGAUGCAACGCGGAGCUUCCUCCGGGCCGGGUGGACCUGGAUUGUGACGCGGGUUGAGUGUUGCAACCUUCUAGAUUCUAGAAAUUGUCCCUUAACGAGCAAGGAAGGAGGAGCUUUCGGUUCGUGGUGGCGGCUACGCUGGGGUUCUGGGAGCCCCGUCUCCUGCUUCCACCGGCCCCUCUGCCAGCCCUACAAACUUUCAGCCAUGCUGACCAAAGGAUGAAUUUGGGGGAUCACGACCUGCUGUCUGCGCGGGAGCAGUUAUUCCACGAGAGGGUCCGCGAGUGUAUUAUCUGCACCCUUCUUUUUGGCAGCCUCUACAUCCUGUGCUACUUCAUCUUAACCUAUUUCAAAAGGCACACAGACUUCACUACAGUUGAUGAAGAUGCUGCGGUCAAUCGGAUUGCGCUGUGGCUGUGCACCUUCACUCUGGCUGUGUCCCUGGGGGCAGUACUUCUGCUGCCCUUCUCCAUCAUUGGCAAUGAAGUCCUGCUUUCCUUCCCUCAAAAUUACUACAUCCAGUGGUUGAACGGCUCCCUCAUCCAUGGACUCUGGAAUCUUGUCUUCCUCUUCUCCAACCUCUCCCUUGUCUUCCUCAUGCCCUUUGCCUACUUCUUCACGGAGUCAGAAGGCUUUGCCGGAUCAAAGAAGGGGAUCAUGGCUCGGGUGUAUGAGACCUUUGUAGUCCUGCUGUUGCUAACCCUGUUGGUGCUGGGAAUGGUCUGGGUCGCCUCUGCUAUUUUGGACCAGGAUGGGGCGAGCAGGGAAAGUCUCUAUGAUCUCUGGGAAUACUACCUUCCCUAUCUCUACUCCUGCAUCUCCUUGUUUGGUGUCCUUCUGCUCCUGUGUAAGUUUUCCAUUGAUAGGGUGUUGAGUGCAUGUUUCCUGUCUUUUCAGCUCCUGGAGGACUUAGAUGAGCAACUGAGCUGCACAGGAUUUGAGGAAGCUGCCAUUUCUCGCAAGAUCAACUCUGGGAAAACAUCCUGCUGGCUCAACUUUGAUGUGGAAAUGUUGAGACAACAAUACCUAGCCAUUCAUGCACACAGGAUAACACUGGAAACCCGCCGCAAAGCUUCCGCUUGGCAAAGGAACCUGGGCUAUCCAUUGGCUAUGGUGUCUCUGCUGUCAUUGACGGGUAUCUCUGUUCUGGUUGUCUGCUUCCAUGUUCUGGAGCUGCUGUUGGAUGAUGCUGCAAUGCCUCGAGGAAUCCAGGACGCACCACUUGGAAAAGUUUCUUUCUCUGUCUUUGGCUCUUUUGGGGCAGCCAUGCAGGUCAUUCUGAUAUUUUAUUUAAUGAUCUCCUCUGUUGUGGGAUUCUAUAGCUCCCCAUUUUUCAUCAAACUGCUACCUGAGCAACACAACACAGCCAUGACUAAGAUCAUUGGGAACUGUGUCUCCCUCUUGGUGUUGAGUUCUGCACUCCCUGUGUUGUCUCGCACGUUGGGGAUUACCAGAUUUGACUUGCUAGGAGACUUUGGGAGGUUUAACUGGCUGGGAAACUUCUACAUUGUUUUCCUCUAUAAUAUGCUCUUUGCCGGACUCACAACUCUUUGCUUGGUGAAGAAGUUCACCUGGACUGUGCAGGCAGAACUCAUCAGGGCAGUUGGCCUCCACAAGCUGCCUCUGCCUGUGACCCGGUCUUACCAACCGAGCAAGCUCAGCUAAAACAAGAGUUGUGCCUAGAUUGAGCUUGGCAUGGACUAUGGAUAGACCUUUCUGACUUUGUGCUCGUGUUCUGAGCCAAUCAGUGGAGGGGGAAGAGGUCAGGAACUUCCUUAUUCUGAUCCUUGUUUUAACUGACAUCCUGACAGGACUGCGAGAUGAAGAAGCCGCGUCCUUCAGUUGUGUGGCCUCUUCUUCCUGCCUUCCAGAAGCCUGAGGAACGACAGGCUUCAGCACAAGAAAGGCCUUUGGGAUUUCGAUUAAGGUGCUUUUCUGACAAGAGCAAGAGAAUGUGCAGUUUGUUUUAAAAAAAAAAAAGCAAAACAGCAGCAGAAAUAGGUUAUGAAGAGGACAAAGGACUGAGACCGAUAAAUAAAAUGAGCUGCUAGACCAAUUUUUAGGGGGCAAGAUGAAGGUUUAGCCUGCUGGAGAUAGAGCUUGUGUCCCUCAUCAUGUUAAAAGAUGCUGCCGUUCUCUAUUAUUGGGGGCUUUCCCCUUCCCUUUUGUUUACAUGUGUCUUAAAAAUCAUACCUACCCUGGCCUCCUUUCUCUCACAAAAUCCUGUGGUCCAAAGAGGCCAAGUUCUGAGUGGUUUGUUUUUUUUAAACUCGGUUUUGUACCUCACUCAAGUGCAAUAUAAGUUGGCACGAUUGGGCCACAUAUUCCAUUCAGCAGCCAACUUUGUAUGUUUGCGUGUAUGUGUGUGUGAAGGGUGAUUGUUUUGAGUUUUGAGCGCCUGUGUCAUUCAGAAUGACUACUGUAAUGCAUUAUGCUUCACUCUUUCAUAGCAAUAGGUUUCCACAUAGGAUCCAAUCAGUUUUUUCCUUGAUGAAUUUUUACAGUUUAGCCCAGCCAGGAGGAAUCCACUGCCAUACCAUUAUGGGGCAGCCAAUCUUCUGAGUCUAAAGCUCAGACUUCAAGAAUAUUCAUGCAGCCUUUCUGUCUCCUUCUCAUUCAUGUCAGCUUUCGGGUAGUAAAUUCCUCACUGAGUGGACUUCAUAAUUACUUUGCCUAAUUUUCCCACUCAGAUUCUAGGAAGGGCACCCCAGAGGCAUUGUCCAGUUCUCGUAACAGGGCAAUUAGUUCCCGUUAUUGGUAAAUAUUGGAUGCUUUAGGCAUAUAUGGAUAUUUAUGCAAUAUGGUAGAGAAAAUCAUAUUUUUCCUCCCCCAACUAUUCAUAAUUGUUUGAGAUUUUUUUUUUAUUAAUGUCGUUGGGGCCAUGGAAUGCCACCCCUGCUCCAGAAGUUUUCAGCUUUUUUUUUUUGCUGUAACUGGCAUUCUAGCCUCAUGUCUGUAUCUACUGUGAAUGCUUCCACUGGAAGUCUCUCAGCACUUGAAUGUUUUUACCAGAUUUCAGCUUUCAUUGAAAUAACACGAAGCUUAAUCCUUCAUUUUAUGGUGAAAAACAGUAAGCAGGUUGGCUACAAAUGGGAAGACGGCCACCAGAUGGGCCAGCAUUGAACAGGAGGGUCAUUUAUCCCCAUGUGGGCUUUUUGAAUUGCAAGCAUGGCACUUUCCCAGCAUCAAAGCUUCUGUUGUAGAUAGGUAGGGUUAUCAAGCCCCGCAGCUGCCCUGUCUAUCGUUGCAGCAUAUCCCUUUGUGCAUAACUCAGAGGAUUGAAGAUUACAUGGUGAUGACAGUGAGCCAUUUGUCUCCAUAGAUGAUAAAGCUGGAGCUGAAAAAAACCUCAAUGUUUCAAAGUCUGCAUUCUCCACAGAGCCACCUUUUAACCAUGCCCAAAAAGAUACUUUCAGAUAUGAAUGUACUGCAUUUCCCAGAAUUUUCAAUCAACAUAUUCAAAAGCUCUGCAGGCUGUGAGUUCUAGGACUUGCACUCCCCAAUCAGCCAGAGGAUGCCCAGUUGAAUUAAAGGUGGCCUAAAUU